Molecule: messenger RNA, 3489 nt
Organism: Beta vulgaris subsp. vulgaris (sugar beet)
Lineage: Eukaryota; Viridiplantae; Streptophyta; Magnoliopsida; Caryophyllales; Amaranthaceae
Product: ATP-dependent DNA helicase homolog RECG, chloroplastic
Exons: 17
Coding region: 271-3219 (982 amino acids)
Biological process (GO): DNA recombination; DNA repair
Molecular function (GO): ATP binding; DNA helicase activity; nucleic acid binding
Source: RefSeq, a predicted model, not a curated record
UAUGCAUUUCUCCGAUACAACUAUACAAGAGUAGUUUCUUUUGGUUCAUGUGAAUGAAGUCUCCAUCGAAUUAAUUUGCAAAGAGAACAAAAAAUAUCGUUUUUAUCUCCUCGGCAGCAGUUUUUUGGGUGCACAAAUCAGAAUCUUCUCACUAACGCCACAACAAUUUAUAGUUAUUUUGCCAACUAAAAUGCUCUUUUCGUCGACCUAUUGUUUGCUAAUAGCUCACUGCAAAAUUCUGCCUUUUUUCAAUUGAGUGACAUUCAGACGAUGUUAACUUUCAAUUUUAGAAUCGCAAUAUCCUUUGAAGCUGAAGGAGGUUAUCAGAAACUUUUGAGAAGAAAAAUGAGAUAUAAUCAGAUAUUGGUUUCGAAGAUAUCGAAAUUUUGCUACAGAUCAAAGCAUAAGGUGGCGGAAAAGCUAGUUGAGGAAGUGGACAGUUAUGGUGCUGGAAGUAUUUCUGAUCGUUCUAAGUAUCUUGAUAAGGUUUCUGUUAUGUUAGGGUACAGUAAACUUGAUGGUUUAGUAAAUGGAAGAAGUCAGAAAGAAUCAGGUGUGGUUUUAAAAGAUGGGUUAGACACCUUUGAUGUUUCCAUCAUGUGCAAAAUAUUUCCAUCCAUCAUCAUUGGAAGCUCACCCCCGGUGGAACUGUACAAUGAUUCUGCUUGGCAUUCUCAAAUAAGGACUUAUUCUCCAGUUCUAAGCUCUGAAGAAUUUCAACCUAUCCUGACAGAAGGGAAGUGGAUGAUUCCGGAAACUCUUACAGAAAUGGGCCCUUCUCUUAAUUACAAGGUUCCAAAUAUGAGUUCCUCAUGUGAAGAAGUUUCUUUUCCUUCACCAUUCCAAACUCAGUCUGAUGGUAUGGAAGAUCAGCAAUUCGGUUUUCCAGGUUCUGGAGAAUCUCCAGCUCCUCCAAUGGUGCUUGAGAAGGACAAGUUAUCUCGGUUGAUUCUUGACAAGCCUAUUAGCUUCAUAGAGGGAUUGAGCAAAAGGCAAACUCGUCAGCUGGAAGACUGUGAUUUCCAUACGUUGCGCAAAUUGUUGCACCACUUUCCUCGUACCUAUGCUGAUCUACAAAAUCUAAAUAUGGGAAUUGAGGAUGGCCAGUACUUGAUUUUUGUUGGGAGGGUUUUGUCUUCCAGGGCCAUAAAAGCUAGCUACUCCCUAUCGUUUUUGGAGGUGGUAGUUUGUGGUAAGGUUGAUCUUGUAGCAAUUGACGAAGUUGAACAAGACGGCAUUAAGGGUGAAGGAAAGAAGAUAAUAUAUAUACAUCUGAAGAAAUUUUUCCGUGGCACUCGUUUUACUAGUCAAGGUUUUCUUCGGUGUGUCGAGAAAAAGCAUAUUGAAGGUGAUAUUGUGUGUGUUAGUGGCAAGGUGAGAGGCACCUCUAAGGAAGAUCACUAUGAAAUGAAAGAGUAUAGCCUGGAUCUAAUUGAAAAUGAAGAUGAUCCAUCUGUUCCUAUGAACGGUAGACCAUAUCCUAUAUAUCCUUCAAAGGGUAGCCUCAAACCUCAAUUCUUCAGGGACAUUAUGACAAGAGCAUUGCAGUCAUUGCAUUCUAAUAUUGAUCCUAUUCCUGAAGAUAUCACAAUAGACAUUGGACUUCCGGGGCUCCAUGAUGCAUAUAUUGCGAUUCACCAGCCUAAGGAUUUAGAUCAUGCUGAUCUUGCUCGCAGGAGGUUUAUAUUUGACGAGUUCUUUUACCUUCAGUUGGGACGCAUGUACCAAAUGCUUGAAGGUCUUGGAUCAAGAAUAGAGAAGGAAGGAUUGCUUGAAAGAUACAGACAUAUGGAGCAAAGUUCAAUUUUCACGGAGGAGUGGUGUGACCUCACUAAGAGGUUUUUUGACGCACUUCCUUAUUCGUUAACGAAAGGUCAACUAAGUGCGGCUUCAGAGAUCAUCUGCGAUCUAAAGCGACCAGUUCCCAUGAAUCGGCUGCUGCAGGGUGAUGUGGGCUGUGGAAAGACAGUUGUUGCUUUUUUGACUUGCAUGGAAGUCGUUGGUUCUGGAUAUCAGGCAGCUUACAUGGUCCCAACUGAGUUGCUUGCAGUCCAGCACUAUGAGGAGUUAUCUAAUCUGUUGGAGAAUAUGGAAUCUGCUAGCAAACCUUCCAUUACACUUCUAACGGGGUCAACUCCAACAAAACAAGCACAGAUGAUACGCAAUGAACUCCAAGCAGGGACUAUAUCUUUAGUAAUUGGAACCCAUAGUUUGAUAGCUGAAAGUGUGGAAUUUUUGGCUUUGCGACUUGCAGUGAUAGAUGAGCAACAUCGCUUUGGUGUAAUCCAGAGAGGAAGAUUCAAUAGUAAGUUAUGUUGUGCAUCUACAUCUUCUGGAACUGGUUCAGCUUCUUUCGGUGGUGCCACGAAAGUUGAAAUCCAGAUGGCACCUCAUGUUCUUGCAAUGUCAGCUACCCCAAUCCCAAGAAGUCUUGCUUUGGCUCUUUAUGGAGAUAUGUCGCUGACUCAGAUAACAGAUUUGCCUCCAGGAAGAUUGCCUAUCGACACACGUAUCAUCGAGGGAGAUGAGAAUGGAUUUGAGAAGGUUUAUGAGAUAAUGCUCCAGGAACUGGAAGUCGGUGGGAAAGUGUAUCUUGUAUACCCAGUAAUUGAACAAUCUGAGCAACUUCCCCAGCUGCGUGCUGCUUCAGGAGAUUAUGACACUAUAUGUUCAAAGUUUCCGAAUUAUAAAUGUGGGUUACUACAUGGAAGAAUGAAGGGUGAUGAAAAGGAUAAAGCACUAAAAUGUUUCAGAGAUGGCGAAACGCAGAUACUUCUUUCUACUAUAGUUAUUGAGACAGGAAUUGACGUGCCAGAUGCGUCCAUGAUGGUGGUUAUGAAUGCUGAAAGAUUUGGGAUGGCACAGUUGCACCAACUUCGAGGUCGAGUUGGACGUGGUACUAGGAAAUCCAAGUGUAUACUUGUUGCAUCGACUGCAAGUAGUUUGGGUCGCUUGAAGGUGCUGCAACACUCGUCAGAUGGAUUUCAUCUGGCAAAAGUUGAUCUUCUCCUACGUGGACCUGGUGACUUGCUUGGAAAGAAGCAGUCUGGACACCUUCCUGAUUUUCCUAUAACUAGACUGGAAAUUGAUGGAUCUAUUAUCCAAGAUGCUCAUGUGGCUGCACUGAAAAUACUAAGCACCUCCCAUGAUCUGGAGCUAUUCCCGGAGCUUAAAGCUGAGCUUAGUAUGCGACAGCCACUUUCUAUCCUAGGUGAUUGAGGUGCAGACAAAUAGCAUGACAUAUAAAGCGUUCAUUCCUCAUCUUAAAUAAAUGAAUCACUCCAUCAGAGAAAUGAUUCUAUAUUUCUCCCUUUUGAAAAAUGUAACACCUAAACAUUUAUUCUAAUCUUUGAUCUGAUAUCUUUUUCAAAUAUUUUGACCACAUUACGUAACUUUUUGUGGUUUUUCUCUUAAUUCAUUUUAUGUAUUUAUAUGUAAAAUUCUAUCUUCUAAAGCUUUUGUAUUGCUAUUUAAUAUCUAAUUUUUUAA